Xiphias gladius (swordfish) is the source of this 2108-nucleotide messenger RNA. RefSeq names its product glycine receptor, alpha 1 (gene glra1). The transcript has 10 exons. Bases 139 to 1551 code for a protein of 470 amino acids. The record is from RefSeq and is a predicted model, not a curated record. Gene Ontology annotation, cellular component: synapse; plasma membrane; neuron projection. Gene Ontology annotation, molecular function: glycine binding; transmembrane signaling receptor activity; transmitter-gated monoatomic ion channel activity. Lineage: Eukaryota; Metazoa; Chordata; Actinopteri; Istiophoriformes; Xiphiidae. Gene Ontology annotation, biological process: nervous system process; chemical synaptic transmission; signal transduction.
UUGUGGUAGCUGCCGGGGUGUGGAAGCUGUCGCACGUCUGCGCCUGGACCCGCAUAGGCCGCGGAAAAGACCUUUCACAGUGAGCCACAGCUGGAGAGGUUUUCACUCACCGUGAGAAAUCAAGUGAAAUGACAAACAAUGAGACAGUGCAGACCUUUUUUUAAAUGUUUCACUGUGUGUGCUAUGUUAUGCUUCACGCUGUCCCGUACUGUGGUUGUUUUUGGGCGCUUGGCAGCGUCGAAAGAAGCUGCCGCAAGAAAAGCCGCCUCUCCGAUGCCGCCCUCCGAGUUCCUGGACAAACUCAUGGGCAAAGUUUCGGGCUACGACGCCAGAAUCCGACCGAAUUUUAAAGACCCCAAAGGCUCCAAAAAUGAAGCUACUCACAAGAAAGGUCCGCCUGUAAACGUCACCUGCAACAUUUUUAUCAACAGUUUUGGGUCCAUUGCUGAGACAACAAUGGACUACAGAGUGAACAUCUUCUUGAGGCAGCAGUGGAACGACCCCCGGCUGGCCUACAGCGAGUACCCCGACGACUCGCUGGAUCUCGACCCAUCCAUGUUGGACUCCAUCUGGAAACCUGACUUGUUCUUCGCCAACGAGAAGGGGGCCAACUUCCACGAGGUCACCACCGACAACAAGCUGCUACGCAUCUCUAAGAACGGCAACGUGCUCUACAGCAUACGAAUAACACUGGUUUUGGCCUGUCCCAUGGAUCUGAAGAACUUCCCUAUGGACGUCCAGACCUGCAUCAUGCAGCUGGAGAGCUUCGGCUACACCAUGAAUGACCUCAUAUUCGAGUGGGACGAGAAGGGAGCCGUGCAGGUGGCCGACGGCCUGACGCUACCUCAGUUCAUACUCAAAGAGGAGAAGGACCUGCGCUACUGCACCAAGCACUACAACACAGGUAAAUUCACCUGUAUCGAGGCUCGUUUCCACCUGGAGCGUCAGAUGGGUUACUACCUGAUCCAGAUGUACAUUCCCUCGCUGCUCAUCGUCAUCCUGUCCUGGGUCUCCUUCUGGAUCAACAUGGACGCCGCGCCCGCCCGGGUGGGUCUCGGCAUCACCACCGUGCUGACCAUGACCACGCAGAGCUCCGGCUCCAGAGCCUCCCUGCCCAAGGUGUCCUAUGUGAAAGCCAUCGAUAUCUGGAUGGCCGUAUGCCUGCUGUUUGUGUUCUCGGCCCUGCUGGAGUACGCCGCCGUCAACUUCAUCGCCCGCCAACACAAGGAGCUGCUGCGCUUCAGACGGAGGCGACGACACAUGAAGGAGGAUGAGACGGGCGAGGGGCGCUUCAGCUUCCCCGGCUACGGCAUGGGCCCCGCCUGCCUGCAGGCCAAGGACGGCAUGGCCAUCAAGGGCAACAACAACAACGCCCCGGCAUCGGCCGCGCCCGAGAAGAGCAUCGAGGAGAUGAAGAAGCUGUUCAUCAGCCGGGCCAAGCGCAUCGACACUGUGUCCCGUGUGGCCUUCCCGCUCGUCUUCCUCAUUUUUAACAUUUUCUACUGGAUCAUUUACAAGAUCAUCCGCAGCGAGGACAUCCACAAGCAGUAGUUGAGAGGCGGAGGAGGAGGAGGAGGGUGAAGAUGGUGCAAAGAGGAGAAUGCAGAGAGAACAAAAAGAGAGAAGGAAACAGAGAGAGAUGACUCCAAUAGGAGAUAUCAUGGCCCCUUUUUUCACGCCAACCAUGCCUCCUUUCCUCGUCCUCUUCCUUCAUCCUCUUUCACUUUUGGUCGAGGAUGAGAUGCUUUUGGUGGCGAACCCUACCUGACCCCUACUAGACAUUAUUUGAGAUAUCUAUUGCUUUCUUUUCCCUUUAUUCUCCUCUCCUGCCCCGAAUCCCAGCCCUGUUGCUCCCCUCCCUUUACACCUCCCGAAUAAUCCGGACCAGUGCAAUAGCAAUGCAGUAAAAUGCAUGAUAUAUGAAUGUGGCAAUAUAUAAAUGAAAAGAUUAAAAGCGAAAAAGUAAACCCGGACUUUUGCAGGCACACCCGACGAACUGUGUGGGAGUGGAUGGAUUGGAGCGAAAGGAGACGAUGAGAGGGUCUGUAAAGGUUUUGGUAUUUGAUUUGAGGUUUUUUUGUGUGAAGACAGAUAUAUAAUUCUAUGAA